Rhodofomes roseus is the source of this 989-nucleotide messenger RNA. RefSeq lists its product as uncharacterized. The record is from RefSeq and is a predicted model, not a curated record. Bases 127 to 648 code for a protein of 173 amino acids. Lineage: Eukaryota; Fungi; Basidiomycota; Agaricomycetes; Polyporales; Fomitopsidaceae. The transcript has 6 exons.
UCGCUUUAAUCAACCUUACUAUCCACCUAACGCUUCUUUGAUUCUUAAUCACAAUGCGCGUCACGGCUUUCAUCGCUCUCGCGCUCGCUGCUGCUAUGCCGGCGAUGGCCUACUGGCGUGACUCCGAUGGUGAACAUCACGUCGGCCACCAUCACCAUCACCAUCAUCACGACCAUGGGCACUAUGGCUACUUGGUCGGCCACCGUCUCGGCCACCACCACGGACACCAUCGCCAUCACCACUACGGACACCAUCGCCACCACCAUCACCCCCACCACCACUACUACGGCGAAGACGACGGCCACAGUCAUCGUCACCACCACCAACACCACCACCACGCGCACAAGCACCACCACCGCCCCUCGUCACACUUCGUGCAGGAGGGCCACGACCACCACCAUGACCAGGAGGACGUGCAGAGCUUCGAGCACUUCCGCCCACACUACGUCCGUGAGGUCGCGCGCGAUCAUGGUGCUUGCGGUAGCCAGGCGGAGAGAAGGCGGAACGACGCGCCGUGGACAGGCGACGGGCAGCCCAUGUCGUGGAAGUGAUGAGGACGGCAGGAGGGGCAGACGCGCAAUGGUCGAAGGAGCUUCGAGGGUUCAUUGGAGGAGGUUAAUGUGUCUUUCCGGCACGCUUCUGCCGUGACAGGCUCACACAUACGACGGAGGCAGGACGCGCUCCUUUGCGUUUCUACAGUAAAUUAAUGGCACUCGGCGCGUGCGAAGAGAGGAACGGAUGGAGAAUGACCUUGUUUACUGUGUCACGACCGGUAUACUUGACGAGUGCAUGCAGCGCCUGCGCACAUUCAAGCAGAUGUCCCUGUCCAUUCGGUCCACUCCACAGGUGAGCGCGCGCGUCCUGAUGUACUCUACUAACCGUAGAAGGUAGCGUAGAGAUUCAGGCACGAUCCUCUACGUAGGACACAUAGUGGGGGUGCCAGUGUCCGAUGUGAUUUUAAAAUUGACUAAGCUCCGCGCUACUUACUC